GGAACUUCCUGAGAGCAGCAGUCUGUCACUGUUAAAAUAUCCCCAGCUUUGGCCACUUUUACAAGUGAGAAGCUACCACCUUCAUCAUGUGGCUCCCAAUGCUGGUGAUCAUUGCUAUGAUAUUUCUCUAUAGAUGGAACAGACAGAGAAAGAGAAUAGAGAAUCUUUCAGAUAAAUAUGUUUUUAUAACGGGAUGUGACUCAGGGUUUGGAAACGUGCUGGCAAAGCAGUUGGAUAAGCAAGGAAUUCAGGUGCUGGCAACUUGUCUGACUGUGAAAGGGGCAGAGACCCUUAAGUCAGAAGCUUCCAGCAGAUUGAGGACAGUGAUCAUGAAUGUAACUGACAGUCAGAGUGUAAAGUCUGCAGCAGCGUGGGUCACUGGUAUAGUGGGAGAUGCAGGACUCUGGGGAUUAGUAAAUAAUGCUGGUUAUGGGUUUGUAUUUUCACCCAGUGGAUGGCAAAAGAAAGAGCAUUUUGUCAAGGUGUUGGAGAUAAACUUGCUUGGUAUGGUUGACGUGACCCUCAAUCUGCUGCCUCUUCUAAGAAAAGCCCAGGGGCGCAUUGUCAAUGUAUCAAGUAAUGCAGGGAGACUGGCUUUUAUUGGUGGAGGAUACUGUCUCAGUAAGUUUGGGGUGGAAGCUUUUUCUGACAGCCUAAGAAGGGAGCUGCGGGAUUUUGGAAUAAAGGUUUCUAUAAUAGAACCAGGUGCUUUCAGAACUGGAAUGGGAGUUUCAGGCCCUCAUGUUCAGUUUUUGGAGCAGCUCUGGAAGAACCUUGAUCCUGAGGCCAAGGAAAGCUAUGGAGAGGAGUACUAUAAGCAAUAUUACCAAAACGUGGAGUGUUUAACAAGCAAAACCUGCCCCGAGCUGCACAAAGUCACCGACUGUAUGGAACAUGCUCUGACCGCUGUUCACCCCUGGACACGAUAUUCCGUCGGCUGGGACUGCAAACUCUUCCAUCUCCCCCUUUCCUAUCUCCCCACAGUUGUCUCUGACUAUGUGUUGUGCCGCUCUGCCCCCAAACCAGCUCUCUGUGCAAAGUAAUCUCUUGUUAUUCCUCUGAAAUAUAUAGGCCAAUGUAACCAAUGCUACAGAAGGAUUUAUAAUUGUGUUUAUUCCUUAUACACGCUAUCAUCAAAUUGAAAUGUGCAGCCUUUAUGCUGAAAUAUACAGCCUCCAAACAACCAAAAAAUCACGAUCACUGACCAAGAAGAAAAUCACAAAUCUGUUUUUAACUGGAACAAUUUGUUUUGGGACAGUAGCACAAAAAUAUCAUCACAAGCUUAUUUUAUCAGUUUCAGCAACCGUAAUUAUAAAAAAAUAAUUCAUAAAUACGUUUUCAAAUGUCCAAUACAAGUAUAUAAGGUUUUCCACAGCAGAAUGUUUUUAUACUGUGGGAGAAAACAGGAGCACCCAAAGGAACCCCAUAAUAACCCUGGGUGAAGAUAUAAACUCAUUACAGAAGCUGCCCUCAUCAGAUUCAAACCCAAGACCCAAACCCAAGGUAGCAGCACUAAUACCCAUGCCAUCCAUUUGUACCAUCUACUAUAGAUAGAAAGAAAAUGAGCGGCGGAAAUGUUUGUUCUGGUUUCUAAUUUAUAUAUAGCAUGAUGAUUGUAUUUAGUAUUGCAGGCUUUUGAAUAAGCUUUAGACUGCAUGUAAGAGUGCAGGAUUCCUUUGGACUUCGGCCUGAAUCUGAAUUUUUUUUUCAAACUCUUUUUAUUUAGAACACAAUAAGGAACAAGUUGUUGGACAGUAGGCAUUGUGAAGGUGUCAAGAUACAUUGAUCAGUCUUGAUGUUUCCCAGAGUUUAGCAGUUCCCAUACAUUGCACCUCCAAUCAUCUAUAAAUAUGUAACGUCAAAUAAAAACUAAACUUUGUAUUUAA
Molecule: messenger RNA, 1886 nt
Organism: Xenopus laevis (African clawed frog)
Lineage: Eukaryota; Metazoa; Chordata; Amphibia; Anura; Pipidae
Gene: hsd17b6.L
Product: hydroxysteroid (17-beta) dehydrogenase 6 L homeolog
Biological process (GO): steroid metabolic process
Molecular function (GO): oxidoreductase activity
Source: RefSeq, marked provisional